Messenger RNA from Alternaria postmessia, 933 nucleotides. RefSeq lists its product as uncharacterized. The coding region runs from base 1 to 933 and encodes 310 amino acids. Lineage: Eukaryota; Fungi; Ascomycota; Dothideomycetes; Pleosporales; Pleosporaceae. The transcript has 3 exons. The record is from RefSeq and is a predicted model, not a curated record.
AUGCAUUUCUCACCAGCACUCAUGCUCGCCCUUGCGGCUGCUGUUUCUGCUCAUGGUGUAGUCACCGAGGUUAAGGGCGCCAAUGGUGUCACUAUGCCAGGCUUGACCAUCCAAGACGGCACCCCUCGCGACUGCUCUAGCAACGGCUGCGGUUCUCAAGCCGAUACUGCCAUCAUCAGGGACAGGGAAAUUGCGAGCGGCAAGGCAGGUCCUCUUGGUCGUACACAGGGUAACGGCAUAGUCGAUGCUGCCGUUAUGGUUGGUGCUUUCAUGGGACAGGGUGCUGCACCCCCUGCGAACAACGGUGCCUCUGGAAGUGUUGGUGUCGAGGACAACAUUCAGCAGCCCGGCCAGAAGCGUCAGUUCCUCGGUGGUCUUCUUGGUGGAGGCGCUGGCGGUGCUGGUGGCGGUGCUGGUGGCGGUGCUGGUGCCACUGGUAUCGCUGGACUGCUUGGCGGGGGUGGUGACAAGGUCAACGGCCCACCAGAGGCACGCGUAGCGGCCGCAGUAGGACAGGGGGCAUCGGGCGGUCUACCCACAUGUGCUGAUGACGGCACCGUCACGAUGACCCUUCGACAGAUCAACCAGGAUGGUGCUGGGCCAUUCACUGCCGAUGUCGACGGUACCUCAGGAGGUACUGACGAGGCCGCUAUGCAGCCUGCUACCGUUACUCAGGACGUUCCUGGCCUCGGUGUUCAAGGUAUCUCUCUCGCCACCAACACCGAGUUCGCGAUGAAGGUGCAGAUGCCGGCAGGCAUGACAUGCGACGCGACUGUCGCUGGUGUCAACAAUGUUUGUGUCAUGCGCGUUCGCAACGGUGCUGCUGCCGGACCCUUUGGUGGAUCUGUUGCUUUCACACAGGGUGCCGCUGCCAGGAAGAGGGCCAUCGCCUACAGGCUCAAGAAGCGCAUGGAGAUUGGUGGCAGGAACUAA